Molecule: messenger RNA, 1151 nt
Organism: Cynara cardunculus var. scolymus (artichoke)
Lineage: Eukaryota; Viridiplantae; Streptophyta; Magnoliopsida; Asterales; Asteraceae
Product: protein STAY-GREEN LIKE, chloroplastic
Exons: 5
Coding region: 134-958 (274 amino acids)
Source: RefSeq, a predicted model, not a curated record
GAAAAGUAGGAAUUGAGAACUGAGAAGGUUUUGAAUUCCUCCAAACCACACAAGUCUGAAAGAGAUGAAUUGGGUAAGGGAAAGUUGAAAAGAAGGAGCAAAAGGAUGGUUGAAGAGAGAUCAUGAGUUUGCAAUGUUGUUGUCGAUGGCAACCACAAAUCUUUCAUCAACAUCUCCUCAAACAAGUCUUUAUGCUUGUUUCAGUUGCAGUCUUAACCCCUCUUCAAGAAGAUACUCUCCUCAUUCUGUCUUGCUUCCUCACACACCACCUUCUUACAAUACCCUCGUUUUCCAGCUAACAGCUAAUGAUUUGUUGCAUAAAAAGCUAAAUUUGGUGUGUUUGUGUAAUGAACAGGCAGCAAAACUUCUAGGGCCUCCAGCAACCUUUGAUGCCUCAAAACUACAAGUUCUUUUCAAGGGAGAAGAAACAGAUCAAUACACAAGAAUUGUCCCAAGGACCUACAAGCUUUCCCAUUGUGACUUCACUGCUAACCUCACAUUAACCAUAUCAAACAUUAUUGACCAUCAUCAGUUGAAAGGGUGGUAUAAUAAGGACGACGUAGUGGCUCAGUGGGCUGAAGUGAAGGGUCAUAUGUGCCUUGACGUUCAUUGCUAUGUUAGCGGACCAAAUUCGUUGCUAGACCUAGCUGCAGAGUUCCGAUACUACAUUUUUUCAAAGGAGUUGCCAUUGGUGCUUGAAGCAGUUCUCUAUGGGGAUCGUGUUCUAUUCAGUGAACAUAAAGAGCUAAUGGAUGCAUUUGUUCGCGUCUUUUUUCACUCUAGUUCAAAAAAGUACAAUCGAGUCGAGUGUUGGGGCCCUCUUAAGGAUGCUGCUAAGGGACAAGUAGGGUAUCAAAUACAAGAUCAAUUGGCUGGAAAAAUGGAACGAUCGGUGCCUCCGAAGAACGAGGGAAUACCAAAAUCUGUAUUUCAAGCUCUUUGUACAUUUCUUUUGUAAUUAACCACACCAAGGGCAAGGGGGAUGGCAUUUAGUGUGAAAGAUAGUCAACCUUUUGGGAGAUUAAAAAGUCAACCAUUGAGGUUGAGAUUGGAUUGAUUUUGAUGUCUCAUUGAUUUUUUUGGCACCCUUACUAUACAAUUCAUGAACUAGAAACCAUGGGAUCAAGAUUCUUGAGAAAACACUGAUUUUG